Molecule: messenger RNA, 1340 nt
Organism: Harmonia axyridis
Lineage: Eukaryota; Metazoa; Arthropoda; Insecta; Coleoptera; Coccinellidae
Exons: 2
Coding region: 9-1205 (398 amino acids)
Source: RefSeq, a predicted model, not a curated record
AUAUAGAAAUGUUGCAAAUGAACAAAGAUAGAUCGGAAUUUAUGAACCUUAUGGAAUCAUUCAACCUCAAUCCAACUAUUAAUGAACCUACUAGAAUUACAAAUACAUCAAGCUCUUCAAUAGAUAACAUCUUUACAAACAUUAUGAAAUGGGAAAGUCUUGUCUUCGAUUUACAUUUAUCUGAUCACCAAGCACAAAAAUUAACCUUCCACCUGGACAGCAAUAAAAAUAAUAAUAUUUCUCAUCGAAGAUUUUUUGGACAAAAAGAGAAGGAAGAAUUUCUGAAAAAAUUAUUUGAUCAGGAUUGGAAUCCUGUGAAAGAGAUUGAUGAAAACAAUGUAAACCAGCAAUGGGAUACUUUUGUGUCUAUGUUUGGAAAUAUAUUCAAUGAAAAUUUCCCUAAAAAACCAAACGUUGGAAAAAAACAUAAAAACAUCUACAGAACACCCAAGAUAGAUGCUAUAAAAGCUAGACUGGAUAUUCUCUCCAUGUUGAAUAAGCAAGGCUAUUUAUUCACAGAGGAAUACAGGAAGACAAAAAAGGAAUAUGAUGAUGCAUUAGCUGAAGAAAAAAAAAGGAUUUAUGAAAAUAGAGUAAACAAGUCGGACAACAAAAGUAAAACUAUGUGGCAAAUAUGUAAGGAAAUCACAGGUUUCGUUAGAGAAGUGAAGGAUUGUCAAGUAGAAGGAACACCAGAGGAGGUUAGUGAUAAAUUUAAUGAGCAUUUCAACAACAUAGUCACCAACCUAAUGAAUAAUUUACCCAUAACAAAUGCAGAUUUUUCACAUAUGGAAACCAUUAAUAAAUCCUUUUAUCUAAAACCUACAACAUCUACAGAAAUUGAAAACCUAGGCAAGUCAAUAAAAAACAAAUUUAGCAGCGGAGAAGACGAAAUUCCCAUAAUUAUAAUUAAGUUAGCAUUACCAGCUGUCAGUGAAAUAUUGUCUGUCAUCGUCAACAACUCCUUCAAAUAUGGCAUCUUUCCCGAAUCACUGAAACUCGCAUCAAUAAAACCAUUAUUUAAGAAUGGAAAACCAGAAGAUAUAAACAACUACAGACCCAUAAGUUUACUACCAGGAUUUUCAAGAAUUUUUGAAAUGUUGAUGUCAUUGAGGCUGAUGAAUUUUUUUGUUGAGAAUGAGCUAUUUACCGACGCCCAGCAUGGUUACCUUCAAGGACGCUCAACUCGAACAGCAAUUUUUUGAUUUGUCCAAAGCAUACGACUCAAUAGAUACAAUAUAUCUCUUACAAAAACUUGAAUGUUAUGGUGUAAGAGGAAAUGCAAACAAAUGGUUGAAAUCAUUUUUAACAAACAGGAAACAGAGAGUAACUAUCACAAA